GGGAAGAGGAAUGCCUUCUGUAACUCGUCUUAUAUCCUUCUUCCCAUUUGUGGGGAAAAAUGCUUCUGAAAUCUGGUUUUUUAUUGCAUUCUCGAAUCCCUCUCAUUUCUUCCACCUUCUGGACAAGUUAUCCUUCAAGUUUAACAUCUUCAACGAUUUCAGAGUUCACGAGUAUGGUCUUUAUGCUUAAGGUUUGUAUGAGAAAAAUGAGCACUACGGAUAUGGCAACAGCUACACCAGUUUACCCUAAGUUUAUCCCAGUGGAACAGAGUGAAAUUACUUCAGUGAGCAAGUCUGACGGCUUCAAAUUUCGCGUGGUUUCAUAUAACAUCUUGGCUCAGGUAUAUGUAAAAAGUUCUAAAUUCCCAUACUCUCCAGCACCUUGUCUCAAGUGGAAAGCUCGUUCAUCAGUAGUUCUUGAUGUUCUCAAGAGUCUUGAUGCUGAUAUCUUAUGCUUACAGGAAUUAGAUGAGUAUGAUAAUUUCUACAAAGAAAAAGUAGAGAAGCAUGGUUACUCAAGCAUUUACAUUAAGAGAAGUGGGAGGAAAUCUGACGGAUGUGGGAUUUUCUACAAGCACAAGAAAUUGGAGUUGAUCGUAGAGGAAAGAAUUGACUACAAUGACCUUGCUAACUUGAUUCUAGAUGAACCAUCACGAGUGGAACAAAAGAAGGCUCUUGAUACCAAUAAUAAAGAGCAAGGAAAGACUCAAGGGGAUCUUGGAGAUCCUAAUGAUCCAUAUGUACGGUUGAAGCGUGAUUGUGUUGGAAUUAUGGCUGCAUUCAAGUUCAAAAAUCCUUGUCAACAUUAUGUCAUUGUGGCAAACACACAUCUUUACUGGGAUCCAGAAUGGGCCGAUGUCAAACUUGCGCAGGCGAAAUAUCUAUUAUCACGUGUAGCCCAAUUCAAGAAAAUGGUAUCGGAAAAAUUCGAGUGCACACCGUCAGUACUUAUUGCUGGGGAUUUCAAUUCGGUUCCUGGAGAUAAGGUAUAUGAGUACCUUCUUUCAGGCGGUUCUAUGGUGGUACCUUUACCAGAAUGUUCAGAAGACGUACCAGUUCCUUUGUGCAGUGUUUAUGCAUACACAAGGGGUGAACCACCGUUCACAAACUGUACCCCUGGUUUCACUGGUACGCUUGAUUAUAUAUUAUUCUCCCCUUCUGAAGGCAUCGAACCGGUUGGUUACCUUGAACUUCCAGUAGCAGAAUCGCCCGACGUAAAAGGUGGAUUGCCAAAUUAUUACCAUCCAAGUGAUCAUCUGCCAAUAGGUGCUGACUUUGCAGUGGUUUAAGAUAAUUAAAGCCUCUUUUUGGGUGAUCAUCGCUCCCAAUUUGGUCAAUUUUUUAGGUGGUUGUUCUUUUCUAAAGAAUUUUUUUCUAUCAUUAUUUAUAUAUUGUUUGUUACAGUGAUUUUAUGAACUACCUUUCUGGAGUCAAUAAUGAUAAUUUUCAAACUUAAAGUCCUCAAAUAUCAUCCCAUUUUGUUGAACUUUGACAAGUUUUUAGUUUGAUUAUGGGGAAAACUUCUA
Cynara cardunculus var. scolymus (artichoke) is the source of this 1526-nucleotide messenger RNA. Its product is annotated as carbon catabolite repressor protein 4 homolog 4. Bases 60 to 1289 code for a protein of 409 amino acids. Lineage: Eukaryota; Viridiplantae; Streptophyta; Magnoliopsida; Asterales; Asteraceae. Gene Ontology annotation, molecular function: poly(A)-specific ribonuclease activity. The transcript has 11 exons. The record is from RefSeq and is a predicted model, not a curated record.